Siniperca chuatsi (mandarin fish) is the source of this 1628-nucleotide messenger RNA. It is a transcript of the gene tafa3a, whose product is annotated as TAFA chemokine like family member 3a. The record is from RefSeq and is a predicted model, not a curated record. Gene Ontology annotation, molecular function: receptor ligand activity. The transcript has 5 exons. Lineage: Eukaryota; Metazoa; Chordata; Actinopteri; Centrarchiformes; Sinipercidae. Bases 477 to 875 code for a protein of 132 amino acids.
ACACUGUGAGAUGAAUCCGGCAGCUCUCUCAUCCCUCGGACACCUCAAAUCCAUUUCUCUAACUACGCGAAUUUGUUGCCAAAACCCAACUGCAACCAGUAUCUGGAAGGAGGAUUGUAAAAAAAAAACACCACACCAUGAGUGAAUCCAGAAACUAUGAGUGACGGUCCGGCGUGUUGCCCAGCUGCUGUGGCGCUCUGGCGGAUGGCAAGUUGUGAGUCAGAGGCGGAGGACCAGCAACUUUUAUAGACUUUCAAGUCCACCGCCUGCAAGUAGCCAGCAGCCCCAAUUUAGACUUGUUUUACUCAGGGAUUGUGCGUCCGGAGAGCUUUGACAUUAGUCCAGUGUUUUUAGGUUAUGUGUUGUCCAGGGCGUUUUGAAGCGACAAGGAAAUGGCAUUUCUGGUUUUUGUGGUUGACAAUGGAGAAUAAAUGAAAGGGACGUUUCAGGGGAUUAAUUGACAGCACAACGACAGAAUGCGGGAGAGGGAGCUACAGAGCAUGUGCAGAAAGGCUCUGCUGCUGACUGUCUGUAUGGUGUCUCUCUGGGGACAACUGACCAGCGCAUCAUCACACAGAAGCCACAUAGUUCAUGUGAAAGCGGGAACCUGUGAGGUAAUUGCUGCACACCGAUGCUGCAACAAAAACAAGAUCGAAGAGAGAUCCCAGACUGUCAAAUGCUCCUGCUUCCCUGGACAGGUGGCGGGAACAACAAGAGCGGCUCCAUCUUGUGUAGACGCAUCCAUAGUUGCACAGAAGUGGUGGUGCCAGAUGCAUCCCUGCAUGGAUGGGGAAGAGUGUAAAGUGCUGCCAGAUCUCAAAGGAUGGAGCUGCAGUACAGGAAACAAAGUUAAGACAACCAAGGUCACACGAUAGUCAUCUGUUUCCAGGAUAACCUUGCUUGGAACCAGACAUUGUUUCUUUGACCAACACUGUAGGACAUUUGGAUAUCAUGUGUUUUGAGGAUCGGUGGAAACCAGGGACCAACAAGGACAAUAAUCACGGACAAUCCACUGAACGAAUGGAAGAAAAGGACCAGAGAGCAUCAUAUAAGACUACAUAUACAAAUAGAUUCCUGACUUUAGAUCCAGCAUCAACAGUAGCUGUCUCUGAACUCUGUUGCCCAAAUCUCUCUUUGUAUUAUAGUUUUAUUCCUAUGGACUAGAAGACUCCACCAUGAAGAUAUUUAUUGACUAAAAGACUGUGGAUUACACCAGAAAAAAAAUCACCCGUAAAACAAAACCAUGUGAUGUGAAACUUUUGUGUUAUUUUCUUGCCACAAAGAGCCCCAGGACUCUUGAUGCAUAUCUGUGUUGAAGAUCUAGUGAGAUCAUAAGCAUUUUCAUUCCUUUCAGCCUUAUGCAGCAGAUAUCUCUUCUGUUUCUUUUUUGUUGAUUUGAAACUAUCAAGUGUUUGGCUUUCUUAAGUUUGUUAGGAUGUCAAGUCUUCUUUAUAAAGACAACAGGCAAUGCCACAAUAAUAAAACCCGGAAAAAAUGUAAUGAUGUUUGACUAAAAGUUACCAAGGGUCAACACAGCUGAGUUCUGCCAAAAUGUUUUAAUGGUAUCUGUUGUUUUCAAAGCCUGGUGACAAAUGUCAGUAUUAUCUCAAUAAAUCUAAUUCAAAGGA